AAAACCCAGCUGGUAAUAAAUGGCAAUAUUCCGUCUUUAAUUGAAGCACCAAAAUAAAGAAACGGCGUCUUGAUUGUAGUCUUGUAGAGAACAAGUGAAGUCGCUGGCAUGGACUCACAACAAGAUGCCAUUCCUCCUCCACUAUAUAAAAUCCCAUCACCCCAAAGCCUACGCUGCCCUCAAGGAUCUCCGCUCCUUCCUAUCAACUCUUCUAAUGGCAGACACUUCCUCCUCCUCCGCCGAUCCUCCGCCGCCUUUUGAUCCGCUAAAGCCGGCUCCUCCUGUCUCCUACCCGCUGCAGACGCUCGAGGAAUUGGAGUCCCGAGCUUAUUUCAAAUCCUUCCAUUACCCCUUCAACAAGGCCGCCGUGAAGCUGCCGGCCUCCACCGCCGGCUUGCCCAAGCGCCCGCGGACUCUGGUCUGCCAUGACAUGGCGGGAGGCUACACGGACGACAAACUCGUGCAGGGCGGGGCCAACGCCGAAGCAUUUGCGAUAUGGCAUUGGUAUUUGAUCGAUGUUUUUGUUUACUUCUCGCAUAAUUUGGUGACGCUGCCGCCGCCGUGCUGGACCAAUACUGCUCAUCGACACGGUGUUAAGGUAUUAGGGACUUUUAUCAUGGAAUGGGAUGAAGGGAAAAUACGUGCUGAUAAACUAUUAGCGUCAAAGGAUUCUCUUCGAAUGUAUGCUGACCGAUUGACGGAGCUUGCUGUUGCUCUAGGCUUUGAUGGUUGGCUGCUCAAUAUGGAAGUCACUUUGGAUCCUGGACAAAUCCCUAACCUGAAAGAAUUUGUCAGCUAUUUAAGCCUGACCAUGCACUCCUCGCUACCUGGGUCUUUGGUUAUAUGGUAUGACAGUGUCACUGUUGAUGGUGAACUUAUCUGGCAGAAUCAAUUAAAUGACAAAAACAAGCCAUUCUUUGACUUAUGUGAUGGCAUAUUUGUGAACUAUUCAUGGGAGGAAGAUUAUCCUAAGCUGUCAGCUAAAGUUGCCGCUGACAGAAAUCUUGAUGUUUACAUGGGCAUUGAUGUCUUUGGAAGGAGCACAUAUGGUGGUGGACAAUGGACUACGAAUGUUGCCCUUGAUGUAAUAAAGAAGGGUGAUGUUUCAGCAGCCAUAUUUGCACCUGGAUGGGUCUAUGAGACUCAACAACCACCUGACUUUCAAACUGCUCAAAAUCGAUGGUGGGGACUGGUUGAAAAAUCAUGGGGAAUUGUACGGAACUACCCAAAAGUGCUUCCGUUCUACUCAAAUUUCGAUCAGGGUCAUGGUUACCACAUAUAUAGUGACGGGAAGCAAAUUUACAGCAAUCAAUGGAACAACCUUUCGUCUCAAAGCUUUCAGCCGUUCAUUAAGUACUCUGGAGAAUCUAACACUGAGCCAAUCAAAGUUUCCAUUGAUUUCAAAGGAGCAUCUUAUAGCGGGGGAGGAAGCAUCACAUUUGUAGGAACUCUCGAUGAUAAAGCUGAAUUUACAGCACGUCUCUUUCAUGCAGAGCUACCUUUGGGGAACUCACCAGUACACUUCACGUAUUCCGUCAAAUCAAAUGGGAACUCUCUCUUAAGUCUUGCUCUUAUUUUCUCUUCUGCCACCGGCGAGAAGAAGUCAGUACUUGUUGCUGCAUCAGGAAAUACCUUGCUAACCAUGACCCGGUUCUCCAGCCGUUUCACUAGUGUUGUAAUGCCACGACGAGUUACCAAGCUGGAGCAACAACCCGGAUGGACCAUACAAGAAAUGAGCAUCAACAUGGCCGGACACAUAUUAACAGAAAUUCGGGCCCUAUGCUACAGACCAAAGCCAGAAAGGUCUUCUGCCGCUCUUGCUGAUGGCACACUUUCUCAGGCUCCAUCAGACUACUAUGCAGUACUCGGAGACCUUAAGAUCGCUGCAGAUGGUGAGAAUAUGAAGCUCCCUCCCUCUGAUUCGUGGAACGUUGUUAGCAGAUUCAUGAGUUGGACUGCGGGUUCACAAGGGUCCAAGACCCUCAGUGUCGAAAUCGAUUGGCAACUCAAAGCUGGUUAUGCCGAUCUUUCCCUCAAGUACAACGUAUUUGUUGAGAAGCUUGAUAGCCAGAGUCGACUAUCUCAAGUAGCUCACGAGUAUCUUGGUGAGGCGUUCGUGCAAUCCUUUUACAUUUCCGAUCUCCAAGUUCCUUCGGGCAUUUCUUCCCUCAAGUUCAUAAUUCAGGUGUGUGGACUUGAUGGCACUUCUCAAAAGCUUGAGGAUGCUCCGUUUCUCCAACUCAAAGUUGAGGCUUCAUAAAUCUAAAUUAUUCUCACAUUCCUUAUUUACCAUUUUUUAUUACAAUAAGAGAACAAUAUAUAUAAACCUAUAUAUGUUGUAACAUUAUAAGAUAGAACUAUUCAGUUACAUAUCGAAUUGUAACAUUAUAAUUAGAGCUAGUAAAAUGGAUUCGAGCAACUUUUUAUUUA
This is a messenger RNA of Salvia miltiorrhiza (redroot sage), 2430 nucleotides long. RefSeq names its product cytosolic endo-beta-N-acetylglucosaminidase 1. The transcript is spliced from 11 exons. The record is from RefSeq and is a predicted model, not a curated record. Gene Ontology annotation, biological process: protein deglycosylation. The coding region runs from base 125 to 2260 and encodes 711 amino acids. Gene Ontology annotation, cellular component: cytoplasm. NCBI's taxonomy places the organism in Eukaryota, Viridiplantae, Streptophyta, Magnoliopsida, Lamiales, Lamiaceae. Gene Ontology annotation, molecular function: mannosyl-glycoprotein endo-beta-N-acetylglucosaminidase activity.